UUUGGCGAUAGAGCAAUACACCCUAUGCAUGUCGAAUGCUCUGUACGCUCUGUAUGCGCUGCAUUCCCUUCUUGAGUUUGAUCUCGAGGUAUGGCCACGGAUGGCGCGUCUCCCCUCGCUCAGAAUGCGGUAGAGCACGAAGCGAAACAUCUUGCAAACGGUCAUAUCAGCGUCAACAACUGGUCGCAACCGGGACCUGCAGCAUUCGACUUCCGCAGCGAUGUUGUUACGACACCUACGACUCGCAUGCUCAACGCAAUAGCGUCGACAACUCUACUUGACGAUGUGUUCCAGGACGAUCCAACCACCAACGAUCUGGAGGCGUUUAUCGCGGACCUCACAGGCAAAGAAGCGGCAUUGCUCGUCUUGAGCGGCACAAUGGGCAAUCAGGUCUCGAUACGAACCCAACUGCUGGCGCCUCCACACAGUGUCGUUACGGAUCAUAGGUCACACAUCCUCGAAUGGGAAGCUGGAGGUGUUGCAAGUCUUUGUGGAGCGCUGGUCAAGCCCGUCGUGCCGAAGAACGGCGCAUAUGUGACACUGGAGGACGUUAAGAAGCAUUGCGUAAUAUCGAGCGACAUUCACGCCUGUCCAACCAAGCUGAUAUCGCUUGAGAAUACACUAGCAGGGAUUGUUCUGCCAUUAGCAGAGUGCCAGAAGAUCUCGAAAUGGGCUCGCGACAACGGCAUAUUGAUGCAUCUGGAUGGCGCUCGGUUGUGGGAGGCGGUUGCAGCGGAAGCUGGGUCACUCAAGGACUACUGCGCCUGCUUCGACAGCAUAUCUUUGUGCUUCUCUAAAGGUCUCGGUGCGCCUAUAGGCAGCAUCAUCGUGGGCACGAAGGUCUUCCGUGAGCGAGCACGGUGGGUCCGAAAAAGCAUAGGCGGUGGGCUAAGGCAAGCGGGCGUAGUGACGGCUGCAGCUCGGGUAGCGGUAGAAGAUACGUUUCUAGGCGGCAAGCUGAAUGCUUGUCACGCCCGAGCGCGGCAGAUUGCGCAACUAUGGGAGAGCUAUGGUGGCCAGACGUCCAAUCCAGUCGAGACGAACAUGGUGUGGUUCGACUUGGACGCCGCGGGCAUCAGCAAGGAGAGUUUCAUCGAGGAAGGGCAGAAGGUCGGCUUGCGAUUACUGGGCGGGAGACUAGUAGUGCACUACCAGAUUGGCGACGAGGCUGUGCAACGGCUUGAACGGCUCAUGCAAGCUGUUUUGAAGGGGAGACAAAUGAAUGGUGCAGUCGAGCACUCUGCGGACAAGAUGCAGUUCCCUACAGAAUAGACGUGGCUAUAGGCUUGGAGGAACGUUGUGGCGUGUUGACAGAAGACUUGAGGUCGUGGAAUGCAUAUCGCCCAGCGUCGACCAGACCACAACCACGGCACCGCCCAGGUUUCAAGCUAGAUGCUCGCGUCCGCUUGUGGGCAGGGUGGAACCGCCGCCUUACGGCAAGAUUCCAUGGACGUACACUUAUCUAGUCUGCAUUGCGGAACAGCCAACAAUCACCACAUGCAUGUGCAUGAAAACACCGUUUCUCGACGGACCGAUAUGCGCUACGAAGGGCGGCGGGCGACAGAAAGUGGGGAAAUGAACAUUAGGUAGGACUUCCUAUUGGUCACAUAUCACGGCUUACGGCUGUUG
Baudoinia panamericana UAMH 10762 is the source of this 1629-nucleotide messenger RNA. RefSeq lists its product as uncharacterized. NCBI's taxonomy places the organism in Eukaryota, Fungi, Ascomycota, Dothideomycetes, Mycosphaerellales, Teratosphaeriaceae. The coding region runs from base 91 to 1272 and encodes 393 amino acids. The transcript has 3 exons. Gene Ontology annotation, biological process: glycine biosynthetic process; L-threonine catabolic process. The record is from RefSeq and is a predicted model, not a curated record. Gene Ontology annotation, cellular component: cytosol. Gene Ontology annotation, molecular function: L-allo-threonine aldolase activity.